CACGACUCCCACAUUCCAUCCAUCCCCUUCACCAUCCGCACCACUGCCCUCUAUUCCCUGAGGAUGGGUCUAAUGAAGUGACGGAUGACUCAGUCCAUCACUUCCCCUCCUUCACUGCUUCGCUCUUGCCUGAGGCCACGUUUGUCGCUGACCAGUAAGACACCUCUACCCCGCCGCGAGCCAGGCAACACUGCGGGUCUCGCCCAGCUGCCACACUUCCUCACACUCACUCCUCACCCUUCCAUCACUUCUCGUUGGCCGUUGAAUUUCCUUCACGCACACUCGCUUCCCUCACCCACUCUCCCUCCCCUCUGCUGCUAUCAUCCUACAUCUCUCCCUCUGCUUCUGCCCGUUCGCCGAUGAGCUCUCAUUAUGGAAUCUGACUCAUCUCUUCCUCAGACGUCUAGCAGUGAAGCGAACCAAGAGCAGUUGACCACACCACCUCAAUCUCAGUCUUCUUCCCCACGAUCCCCCACGAGCUCCAACAUUAGCGAGCACGAAUCCAGCUUCGCCUUUCCCAAGCUUGCCCUCGACGGCUCGCUCUCAGAUCUCCCUUCACGCUCGCCAUAUCCCCCGACCCCACCGGCUGCUCUGAGCUCCUUGGGAGCCAAAGCCAUGAUGGCAGGACACACGAGUGAUAGCUUGUCGGAGGCCUCUCUCGACGCCCAGUACGACAUGAUUGACGACAUCUCCGACUUGUCUGACGGACAUGAGACCGCGAGCCUCACUUCUACACGCCCAGACGAUGAGGAUGAACAUACAUUGGGCGAGAGUAUGGUUGACCUCGAUGCUGAGCUCGGUAUCCGUCGCCCUACCCGUGAUGCUCAAACGAACACCCAGGUCAAAGCCGAGAAUGCCUUGCUGGACUCAUACAUGUCGGAGGAUCUUGAGACUCCUCGACAGUCGACCCUCCACAACGCUCGUGCUCGCCGUACCACUCUAGGUCCGCCGUCAGCAUCAUCACCAGCCACAACUAUCACCAAGUCUACUUACCACAUCCUGUUCGUCUCGGACCGCUCCACCAGCAACGACGCCGUGUCUGAUGCAUGCCUGCGUUUCGCUUCGUGUCUCUUGCCCGCUGACGAAAACAUGGAAGAAACCAUCGCCAGCAUUGGCGUUGGUGCUACGCCUGGCCACUUGUCCUCUACACAUCUGUCCGUACGUUUGGGAGAUGUUGAGCUGGCUGUCGAGCUCUGUGUCGACGCCCAGUUCGUUGCCGGCGACGACCGUAAGCCCGAGCUCGCCUACUUCUUCCGAUACCCUGACGGAGACGAUGUCAGCAUGUCCAACCUCGCUGACAAGCAGAGUAUUGCCCCCUCCGACCUGUAUGACCUCGUGGUAUACUAUUUGCACGAUUCCACCUACCCCGACUGGCACAACAUCGUCAAGUCGAACAUGCUUCCCAUGAUGCCACCGGCUAUCACUCUUUCAGCCCCGGGUGUCGAGUUGUCUACGCCUCCUGGGAUCGAAAAGGAAGAACUGUUCGAGAGCGAGCUCGUCCUGAGCAGUGAUGAGUUGUUUGGCGAAGACGAUGGACAUGUGAGAGAGGCGAUACGUGAUCUCAUGACGGAGCACGCUCGCAUGCCUACCACGCAGUCUAAGGCGACCAACGCAUCGAGCGAUUGGCUACAAUGCGUUCAGAAGGAGUUCGGGCUCAAGUACCCUACUCGCCAGGACUUCCGUUCGAUCAGUCUUUGGCACCUUCUCACCUUCAUUGCCGUCGUGCUGGCGUAUUUCAUCAAGCCCUACCUUCACAUCCUUGAUGGACCUGAUCCCAGCUUAGCUGUCGCAAUGCGCAGAGAGGCAUUUGCGUCCGCGCUAACCAAGAUGACGAACUCUACGGACACGGCAAUGGCUCUCAACAUGACAUACCUGAUUCCCUACCACGAGGCAGCCUGGAAGGACGAAGAGCUCGCUCCUCCACAGGCCCGCUACGAGCACCUGCCGCCAAAUCACUUCAUAAUCUCUCUUCCAGAGAAGACCAACCUUGUCUGGCAUCAGCUCAAUUGGAACCGCUUCCCUCAUGUCGUGUCGUCAACGGCAUCUCGGUCAAACACAUCGAUCGAGCACAAUCUGACUCAGCUCAUCGAUGGUGUGUACGAUGUCACGAUCCGUCCGGAAGAUGCAUCCGGCAAAGUCACCGUCAACCUGUACGCCAAGUGGCCCAAGCUACCCGAGAGGGACAUCGUCGUCGAGCACAACUUCGGAAUGAGGAUCUUGCACCGCGACACGUACGACAAAAUCAGCACCGACCUCAGCAAGACUAUCGGCAAGGAGGUGAUGGUGGCUCGGAAGAACGCCAAGUCUCUGGGCAGCAAGAUGAGUCUGGAGUUGAGCGCAGGCGCAGCGGCCACCAGAAACGUCACUACAGAGGUGGCUAUCUACAUCGUUCGUGACUUGACCAUCAUGGCCAACACGGCUCUCUCGGUGUUUACGAAGGCGGCGGCGGCCAGCAAUGGAACGGCGGCGAACUUCAAGAAGGAGCUUGCCGCCGUUCAGAAAGACCUCAUCCAGCUCAGCAACGACGUGCAGAAGUCGCUCAUCUCCAGAGCCCACACCGCAAAAGCGUUGAUCCCCUACAUGCACGCUCCAGUCAAGCGUGUCAAGGCCUGGGUUCCGUCUACACAAGCUUCAGUGAAGAGCGUCAAAGCCUUGAUCCCGUCGAUGAAGACUCUGAAGCGGCCCCUGGCUCUAUCUCGAGAGCGCGCGAUGCGUAUCAAGAAGGCCCUCGCCGGACACCGCGACGCUAACAGCACCUCGGCGACGAAAGAGCUCUCCUUACGCUUGCAAAACAUCUUCGGCAAGCCGACCGAGAAGUCGAAGAAGGCCGGCAGUUUCGCCGACAUUGCUCGCUGCUCUCAGGCCAAAGACUACCAGGCGUGUCGGAGGGAGCAGAAGGCCCUGCAAGCUCGCGAAUCGAAGCUGCAUGGCCUUGCUUCUGUCAGUGCUGCAUCGAAGUCUACUGUCCCCAGCCAAGCGCCAGAGGCCGAUGUCAAAGCGUCUGCUGGGAAGAAGGAGAAGAAGAUUGGCAAAAAGGGCAAGAAGGGCAAGAAGGCUGCUGCUCCGAAAGACGCCCGAGUCGAGAAGGACAAGAAGAAGAACAAGGGGCCGAAGAAGCACGGCAAGAAGCACAAAGCCCCUGGCCCAAAGUGAGGGAUUUGAAUGCUUCGAUGCACAUACACACGUGAAAUGAGAUGGAAGGUUUUGUUUUUGCCUGGCGUUCUCAUCAACGGAUAUACCUCGGAUUGCUGGGGAAGGGAACGCAUUGGAAUGGGGGUUUGUUUUCCUUUCACGGAAUGACUCGAUCGGGACGGAAGGUCAGAUGCAACGGCGAAGAGGCAUAGAGGCAUCUCGUGCGGUGAAGGAGGGCGAUGAUAGUUGGUGCGGCUCUCUACUUUGUAAUGCUGUGAAUUGAGAUC
This is a messenger RNA of Neohortaea acidophila, 3419 nucleotides long. RefSeq lists its product as uncharacterized. Lineage: Eukaryota; Fungi; Ascomycota; Dothideomycetes; Mycosphaerellales; Teratosphaeriaceae. The transcript has a single exon. Bases 373 to 3153 code for a protein of 926 amino acids. The record is from RefSeq and is a predicted model, not a curated record.